GCGUCAUCUCCCAGCGACAGCUCACAUGUUGACAGCAGCAGUAACAGAGAAGAGUUCCUAAUCAGGUUUCCAGUUCCUGCACAGAUUUCUCUUCCAAAGGUUUUCCCUCCACCUGACCUUCCUCUGCUCACUCAGCCAUGAGCGACAGUGACGACGACGUUCCCACCCUGUCCGCUCACACUCUGGCUGCCCUGCAGGAGUUCUACAACGAGACCAGAACCGGCCCUGAUCCGGACGGGACGCCGUCUGACCCGUUCGCCGUGGGAGCCGUGGAGGAGGACUGGCGGAUGAGUCAGUUCUGGUACAGUGACGAGACGGCAGCGGUGCUGGCGGAGGAAGCGGUACGGCAAGCCGGAGAGGGAGGCAGGAUAGCGUGUGUGAGCGCGCCCAGCGUCUACCAGAAGCUGAAGCAGGGCGUGGUGGACGGCUCCGGCAGGGUGUCGGCCGUCGUGCUGGAGUACGACCGCCGCUUCGCCGCCUACGCCGACGACUUCAUCUUCUACGACUACAACGAGCCGCUGUCCCUCCCCUCCGGCGUGGCGCCGCGGAGCUUCGACAUCGUCCUCGCCGACCCGCCUUACUUAUCCGAGGAGUGUCUGAGCAAAGUGGCCCAAACCGUCCAGUACCUGAGCAAAGGCAAAGUGCUGCUGUGCACAGGAGCCACCAUGGAGAAUGUUGCCAAAGAACUGCUGGGGGUAAAAAUGUGCAGCUUUUUGCCCAAACACAACAGGAACUUGUCCAACGAGUUCCGAUGUUUCGUCAACUAUCCUUCGGACCUGUUGUGCAGCUGAUUAAGCGGGAACCUUGGACACCCGCUGUUUCCAGGAGGAAGAGCUUAAAUACGGCAUUCAGGACAGCAGGGAGGAAGAAAAAGUGGACAAUUUAAUUUGCUGCAAAAUCAGUUAACAGAAUCAUAAUCUGCUACUGUCAUUAGACUAGACAUUACUGAGUUGGGUUUUUUUUAAAUAUUCGUAUUGUUUUAGCAAAACCCGUGAAGUGUUUUCAACUUUUAUUAUGCAUUUUUCAUUCAUUACAUCAGAGCGAGUGAGCCUUUUCCUGCUCUCGUGUCUCUGUGGAUCUACCUCAAAAAGGGAAAUCAGAAAUUUGCACAUUCAACACAUUUCUUUUCUCCAUUAAACUGAUUGCUGACAAAUUGCAACUCAUGCCUGAAUCACGUGACCGAGCCCGAGCUCUAGUAGCUUUUCAUUUGAGUUGUCUCACAAAUAUCAGAAACAAACAUUUCCAGUAGUCAACACUUUAUAUCUGAUAGUACAAAAACAAUAGUUCAGUUGAAAUAAUUUUUUUUUCCCCAUUAUGCACUAAUUCAGCAUUGAUACCAAUAAUUUUUGUGUGAGUAAAUACGAAUUUAAAACAUAACUGGAUGUUUCUGUGUGUUUUGAGUUGAGGAAUGAACUGCGCUAAACAAAUGUGGGGUGAAGGAAGAAAGUGAUUUUGUUCAAAAUGCUCACAAACGAUUUUAGUAUGAUUGUUUUUUGUAAAAUUAUAUUUUAAUAAUUCCUUUUUUUAUUAUUUAGGAAAAAGCAAGACAGCUAAGCUAAUUUAGUAAUAGUAAUUUAAGUUACACAAUGUUAUGCACAAGCCUAUUUUUAGCAUAUACAAUUGUUUUAAAGUUUAAAUUGUUUAAAAAAAUUUUUACCCUCUUGUCGGCCUCAUAAUUCAAACAGAAUCUCUAGACUGUAAAAUAGAAAUUGGUUUCUUAAUCGAAAAUUGUCUCUUAAUCAAACCGUGACCCUGAAAAUCGGAAUCAAAUCGAAUAAAAUGACGACUGAGCUUUAUAAAAACGUUGCCGCGAUAAAAAGUGGAAGACGGUUCACCAGGAUAAUGUUUCAAAAGCAGGGGCCCGGCGCGUCUUGGUCUCCAGAGGUUUUUAUAUUAGUAGUAUCAGAGUAGAGGAGGGAACAGUACAAAUGGGAGACACGGGAGAGAGAAAAAAAACCUGUGGUCACGACUUGUAAUUAAGUCGUGCCCACAAAUUGGAACAAGUCGUUCCCGCUAGUCAUCAAGUCGUGGACACGAGUUAUUAAAUUAAGCCUCUUAAAUUUUGGUUUAAGAGGCAGAAAGACAACAAACUGAAGGAGACAAUAUUCUCUGGUAAUGCUAGGACGUUUUAAUAAAACCUUGGUGUGUUUUUUCCGGUUAAAUAAAACUCGGCAGCUGAACUGUAGCUACUUUCCCGACCAGUAGAUGGCAGCAUCGGUCGCGGAAAAUCAUGUUAAAAAAACCUGGAGACCUGGAGACCCGGGUUAAGGAGAAGAUAAUUGAUAGAUUGGUGGAUUUUUGCGAAAUUGGGACAUGCAAAACAAAAUUCAGACAGAGCUCUAGCAAAAAGAAAAUGAUAAAUAUAUGUAUUUUUUAAAAUCUUUUUAAUGGGAUAUGUUUUCAGCCUCUACUCUUAUUACUCCAAAUUAAAAUCUGUUUCAACCACUUAUGUCCAGUUGUUUCUUGAAUUUAUAAAUAAAGUCUUCCUGGGUGCAUAA
Xiphophorus maculatus (southern platyfish) is the source of this 2498-nucleotide messenger RNA. It is a transcript of the gene eef1akmt1, whose product is annotated as EEF1A lysine methyltransferase 1. NCBI's taxonomy places the organism in Eukaryota, Metazoa, Chordata, Actinopteri, Cyprinodontiformes, Poeciliidae. Gene Ontology annotation, biological process: methylation. The transcript has 5 exons. Gene Ontology annotation, molecular function: protein-lysine N-methyltransferase activity; nucleic acid binding. The coding region runs from base 138 to 791 and encodes 217 amino acids. The record is from RefSeq and is a predicted model, not a curated record.